Molecule: messenger RNA, 984 nt
Organism: Rotaria sp. Silwood1
Lineage: Eukaryota; Metazoa; Rotifera; Eurotatoria; Philodinida; Philodinidae
Source: the annotation of a GenBank genome assembly
AUGUCUCAAAUAGAAGUAAAAAAUCCUACAUCAACAGGAGAUACAAAUAUAUUAUUAUUGGGUCAAACAGGUGUUGGAAAAACAACUUUUAUUAAUGCAUUUGCUAAUUAUCUUGUUUAUAAUUCACUUAAUGAAGCUAUGAAUGGAAAAUUACAAGAAGUUAUUCCAGCAUCGUUUACAUUUUUGGAUAAAGAUACAUUUGAAGAAAAAACAAUAACAAUUGGUAUAUCAAAUGAAAGUGAAAAGAAAGGUCGUGUAGGUGAAUCAUGUACAAGAGAAUGUCGAAGUUUUGUAUUUCGAAUUAAUAAUAGAAAAUUACGUUUAAUUGACGCACCAGGUAUUGAUAAUACUGAAGAUGUUUUAAAAGAUGAAAAAAAUUUCGACGAUAUUCUUGCUUAUAUAAAAUUACUUAGACAUUUACAUAUUCAUGCAAAAGAAAAUAUUAUGUUCAUAUUUACAAAUGCUCGAGCGACUAGUUUUCAACCUGGGCCAUCAGCUCCUCAUCUUCGAGAACUUCUUCAAAGUCUUAAAUAUCAAUCAAAUACUGAAGUACUAUUUUCAAAAGAAAAUUCAUUUCUAUUCGAUAAUGAAGCAUUUCGAUUUUUAGCAUUAUGUAAGAAUGGAAUUGAAUUUAAUCUUGAAGAAAAAAAAGAUUAUAGUAGAAGUUGGGAUUAUAGUAUUCGAGAAUUUAGUCGUCUUAUAUGUCGUAUAAUUCAAUGUGAUAAACAUGCUACACGUGAUACACUUUCAUUUAAUGAAGCACAACAAUUAAAUCGAAAACUUGUGAGACCUAUUGGUGAAAUUGUUACACUUAUUCAAGAAAAUCUUCAAUUAGCUGAACAACAAAAAAAAAUGUUAUAUCAAAUAGCACCUGAACAUAUUGGUUCAACAGAAGCAACUGGCUAUGAUGAUGCUGAACGAUCUAAUGUUUGGUCACUUGGAGUAACAAUUGUAAAUCCUUUUAAGUCAAAACCAAAGAAAUAA